Messenger RNA from Penicillium cataractarum, 2352 nucleotides. RefSeq lists its product as uncharacterized. The record is from RefSeq and is a predicted model, not a curated record. The transcript has 2 exons. Bases 1 to 2352 code for a protein of 783 amino acids. NCBI's taxonomy places the organism in Eukaryota, Fungi, Ascomycota, Eurotiomycetes, Eurotiales, Aspergillaceae.
AUGGCUUUGGCACUAGCAACGGCCUCACGCUUGAAGGCCGAGGUUAGGCUAGGCCAGGCCAUUUCCGAGUUCGUUGCGGAUCUGUCCGAUGAGCAAAAAGCACGAUUCAUUGCAAAGAGAUCGCAAGCCCUGGCAUCGCUACCGAGCAUCCAAGAUGUCAGAAGCCUCACUGCCGAGAUUGACCGAGUCAGUGGUGGCCGAUGUUUAGGUCCGAGGCUCAUCAGAGUCCUUGAAACCGUGCAACGAUUUGCUGCGAUUGGUGAUAUCAUGGUAGGAGGAUCGCAAAAUAUCAUCGCCUGUGGUGUUUGGUCCCUGCUACUUACAAGCUCAUCCUCACACCUCGAGAAACUUUCAGUUCUUUUCAUGAAUGUUGGUCGGUCGGCACCCAGAUUUGAGAAGAUUGCUGCUCUGUACUCGCGUUCUCCAGACUUGCAGUCAUCCGUCUACGAAUACUUUAUCGUGGUGGUUCAUCUAUGCCACGACAUACUGAGAUUUACGAAACGAUCGACCUUGCAAAAGUUCGGAGCUGCUUUAUCAGAUUCAAAUCUAACGAAAUAUAACUCGGAGAUUGACUCUUGGAGUAAGACAAUCCAGGAUGAAGUUCGCUAUCUGAUGGCUAGGCGAACCGAAGAGGAAGCUGAGGCCACUUCUCGAUUUCGAAAUGCGUCAAGCAUAUUCUUCAGAUCUGCUUCAGCCCAGCAGAAAGCGCAAGCGCGACAACGAAUCCUUGACUUCUGCUGCCAAUUUGACUAUAUGGUGCCUUGGAAGCGGGCUAGAAAAGCCGGUAACACGAAUCUAUUUCGGGAAUGCCAGCACUACAAAUCAUGGAAAAGUCGACCCGACCCAAGUACAUUGAUCUAUACUGGGAAAGUAGGGGCUGGAAAGUCGGUUUUACUUGCAAACAUGGUUGAUGACUUGCAUCUCCAUACUGCAGGUAAGGACUUGGCCGUGGCUUUUUUCUUCGCGCGUCAUGACAUCCAGGAGACCUUGACAGCGCGAACUGUCAUUGGAUCUCUUGUUCAACAGCUUCUGGACCGAGUGACAGACUUCACUCAGGUUGCUGAAGCCUUCGAGAUGACGUCCAGAAAGGAGCCCCUCGAACGGAUGCUUCAUCUGCUCAAGUCAGUCCUGCGGCCCGACUUCAAAGCCUUUGUUGUAAUCGAUGGCUUGGAUGAAUUAAGCAACAGCGAGGGAGAAGAGACCUUGCGACACCUCUUCGCUCUGCGAGAUUUGAUGAACUUGUCUCUCUGCUUAUCCUACCGCCAGGAGCCCAAUACAUCGCUGAAGCUCAAGGCCGGCCUAGAACCAUUUAAUGCGGAGGUUUUCCCCAUCCCCCACAACAGCUCCGAGAUUGAGAGCUUCAUCACGGAUGAGCUGGGUAGGCGUGUUGAGAGCCAGAAGCUUACGAUUAACGACCCAUUGUUACCACUGGAAAUCCGAGACGCUCUCGUGAAAGGCUCACAGGGAAUGUUCCUGUGGGUGGCGUUGCAAAUUGAGUCUUUGUGUACUAUGGAGACGGAUGAGGAGAUACGCCAUGCUAUUAAUGAUCUCCCCAAAGAUCUGUCCGAGACAUUUUCGCGCAUACUCCAGAGCUCAAAUAAAUCCAACUCUCCAUACCAGAAGCGGAUAUUGGAACUGGUCACUGUUGCUCAACGUCCGUUGACAACCGAGGAGCUGCGUGAAGCCUUGAGUGUAACACCAGGUGAAACCAAUUGGGAUUCAUCUAAGCUUCUAAACAACAUCUACCACUCUUUGAAAUACUGUGGGGGCCUCGUCAUACUUGAUGAAGAGGAGUUGACCCUUCACCUUGUUCACCAUAGCUUCAAACAAUACCUGAUCAAAAUGACCGAAGGCCCAACUGAUAGGCUGGUUGAUCUUGACCAUGCUCAUAAACGAAUGUCCGAUAUCAUCAUCACCUAUCUUCAUACCCUGGAGAUUACCAGAAAGGCGUUGACCAAAGAGGUUUUUCCUAAGCUGGACGCUGAAUCUACAAUGGCUGGCAUCAUUCGCUCCACUCGGUCCUCUAUGCGCGGCAGCAAUAAGUUGGCAUUGAGGCUUCUUCGUUCAAAAGCUCCGCUCGAGCUCAACAUGGGGAAGACUCUUGCCCAAGCGUGGAAUCUCCGCAACCGACCAGAGGACCACUCUUUGUUUCGUGAUUAUGCGCAUACAUUCUGGCAUCUUCAUAUUGCUUGGUCUUUGCCUCUUUCAAGCCAAGUUAUGCCCCUUUUCCAGAAGUUAUGCGAACAGAACAUGCUUUCCCUCAUCAUAGCUUCUGGUGAUCUUCAAGCUUUGUUUCUGAAAGCCGUGUCGACCCAAUCCAUGGAAUUUACGAGAUAUCUCACGGAAAAUUGA